AUGUAUCUUAUCCAUGCCCUAGAAACAUAUCUCUGCAGGAAGAAGCUUAUGCGUUCAGGCUUCCUUUAUCCUAUUCAGCUAGAUCAUGGCCUGGGAACUGUAAAGUGUCAAGUAGAAGGCAACUAUAUUGGGUCACACAAUGUUAGCUUUUCAGUGUAUAACAAGGGAAAGUCAAUAGUACACAAAGAUGCUUGGCUUAUCAGUGCUAAACAGGAACUUUUCAUGUACCAGACAUUCUCAGACAUUUCUUCAGUGUCUCCUGCUGCAGGCAGCCUAGGUGGUGGGACUGAUCUCACCAUCACAGGGGAUUUUUUUGAUACACCUGUGCAAGUCACAGUUGCAGGAAGUCCCUGUCAAAUUAAAGAAAUUACUCCACAAAAGAUAAUCUGUACAACUGGAGCCAUUGACAAUAAUAGAAAAUUCAGUGAAAUUCAACCAGGAAACAGGGGCCUGCUUUUUGAAGUUUGGGAUGGUUCAGACACUAAUCUCACUGAAGUGACUCCAGGAUACAGCUGGCACAUUGUUCCUAAUGCCAGUUCUCCAUACAAUUUUCUGUCUGGGAGACAGACACUGUUCAGGGCACGACUACGUGGCUUUUUUGUGGCACCAGAGACAAAUAAUUAUACAUUUUGGAUUCAGGCAGAUGGCAAAGCUUCUUUGUACCUAAGCCUGUCAGAUGAUCCAAGAAAAAAGGUGGAAGUUGUAUCAAUUCCUUCUGGGACUUCGGAUUGGUCAGCACUUUGGGAGGAAGACUGGGCCCAUCCUAGGAAGCCCAAAUCAGAGAAAUAUGAGCUAACCGGUGGUACAAUGUACUAUUUGGAAGCCGUGUAUAAUGGGACAUCCCCAAACCAUGGAAUGAGGGUGGGAGUUCAGAUGCAUAAUACCUGGCUGAACCCAGAUGUGGUCAGUACUUACUGCAGAGAGAGGUACAAAAUACAAGCCAGCUCUGUCCAGCUUCCAGAGAUACAGAUGCUGACACUGUCUGGCAGAGGAUGGUUCAGUCUUGCCUGGGACAAUGUGACCAGCAAUCUCAUGUCAACAAAUGUUACUGUUGAACAAAUGCAGAAAGAACUGGAGGAACUUCUUUCUGUAAAAUGUGAAAUAGAGUCAUCAUCUGCUGACAUUUUUUUGCAAGCAAGGUUUGAGCAAAUAGAUGCUGAGAAUCUAGUCAACGAUGGAGUCAUUGUCAGUUGGACACUACCCUUUUGUGGAAGAUUCAGCAAUUUCAGGCCAAAAACUCUUAUCAAAACAUCACAAUUAAUCCCUCCUUAUGAUGUGACUAAAUACACACAUCUGUGCUUUGCAUACAAAGGUUACCUGAACAAUACCCUCUACAUUGCAGUGUCUUAUUCCAAUAUCUUCCUAAAUACUGUGAAGCGGCAUUUGACUUGCCAGUGGAAUCUGAAAUCCAGUCCAGAAAGCUGGAAAUUCAUAUGUACCAACCUUUGGAGAGACUGUCUGAAUAGUUCUGAAUUCCUUACUGAUCUUCCAAAAAACUCUUCAGUGUUUUUGCACCAGAUUGAUGUAGAAGCUCCUGCUACUGCAACAGGGACACAUGGCUGGUUUUUCAUUGAUGAGAUCAUUGUUUCAGAUCAAGAUGUAGUUGUUUUUCAGAAGGAACCCAGGUCAGCUCACCCACAUGGGAACCUCAUAGAGUCCAUCUCAGUUGCUGGCAUCCCGCCUGUUUUUAACAUAUCCUUUUUUGUAGCAGACUAUCACAAGAACCUCCCUCUUCUCUCACUCAGAGGAGGCAUACCUUUGGAGGGAUCAGAAGAGACUGAUCAGUUGCUGGUGUCUGUGAAUGAGGCAGGGAUCAAUCUGACAGUCCAAAGGAUUCAGGGCGCAAGCCCACCUCUCGGAGGAACUUUUCAAAUCCAUCUACCUAAUAUGGUGAUUCCAGGUAUUCCAGUGUCCAUGUCUGCCAAUCACCUCCACAGUCUUCUACAAAAUUACAGCGAUAAUUUUACAGCUCAGUAUAUAAAUGCCAGUGACUUCUUUGUAUCUAAGAUUUCAAACAACUGUUAUCAAAGUAUAUGGACACUGACAUGGACUUCACUGAUUGGUGAUUUGCCCAAUUUCAUCAGGGUCUCUAAUGAAAACCUCACUGGUAUUAACCCAGCGGUUAUGAGCUAUGUGGUAUUUGAUGGUGGCGUUUUCAUUGAUCCAGUAUUUGGAGAUAUGCUUGCUACCCCCAAUAACUUGACACAGGUUGUAGUUAAAGUCAAUGACAUUCCUGCAAAUUGUUCUGGCUCAUGCACUUUUCAGUAUGGCAGGGAACUGACCCCUUUAGUCAGUAACAUUGACUAUUCUACAGAUGAUACAGAUCAUAUAAUAGUUCACAUUAUAGGAUCUGGCCUCACUUCAGGCAGUCAAUCAUUGCACAUAGAAGCAAACAACAUAACUUGCAAAAUCCUAAAUUCAAAUCACACUAGUGUCCUUUGUCAGAUGAAUUUAUUACCAGUUGGACUGUAUAGGGUUACAGUAUUGGUAAGACCCUAUGGGUUUGCAAUUAAUACCAGUGGAGAAAGUAGUAUCUUCCUGAAGAUUACACCUAGAAUGACUUCUGUUGAACCUUCAGUGGCUUCGGAGAUAGGAGGACUUCCAGUCAUUCUCGCAGGUUCAGGCUUAGAUGGGAUACACACAGUACUCUUUGGUUCUCAGCUUUGUCCAAUUAAUUUCAAUACCAGCAAUGCAAUGAAAAUAGAAUGCAAGCUUCCUCCUUGGAGAGGAGAAGAGUCUACUGUUCAUCUAACCCUAAUUAAUGAGCAUGAAUCCACUGUCUUUGCCAGUGCUUUUAUAUAUGACCCUUCUCUAAAUCCAUUCAUUGUGUCAAUGAACAGAAAUAAAAGCAGCGUAACAGGAGGUCAGCUGCUCUCUAUAGGAAUAUCUUCAUUCUCCAAUUAUACUCCCUUGGAUGUGAAAGUCAAAAUUGGGGACACUGCGGUUCAAAUUCAAACUGUAACAGAUCAUGGAAUCAGCGUAGUGCUGCCUUCUCUUGCAGAGGGAUGGCACAGACUUUCAGUAUUCCUUCAUCAUCUCCUGCUCAGCACUAGGGGAUUGGAGCCAUUAAUCCAGUAUGUUACAGAGAUCUUCAGCAUAGAACCAUGUUGUGGCUCCUUCCUAGGUGGAACAUUACUCACCAUCUCUGGAACAGGCUUUAGCAACAACCCAGUCUUGGUCUUAGUCCUGAUUGAUUCUCAACCCUGUACUAUUAUCAGCCUGACUGAAGAUAAAAUCCUAUGUCGGACGCCACCACCCACUCAGCCACUUCAUACCAUUCUCAAAAACUUUCUGGCAGAUGUAGAGUUGUUCAUAGGCAACAGGUCAUCGGUCGACACAUUUCAAAUGAAAAUCUUCAAGAAUUACACUUUUCUUUACAAAAUGUCUUUGACUCCAGAUAUCAUAAACAUUGAAAUAGAAUUAUUGAACAAUAGUCUGUGGCUGGGCAUAGAAGGAGUGAAUGUAACAAAUUCAGUAGCUAUCCUGGAACAUGUGGAAUGUCAUCUUGAGGUACAGAAGGUCAACCAUUCUAUAACCUGGUCUCAGUGCUCCUUACCUCUAAGCGUUCUAGAGCCAGGGCACUAUGUUAUGAGGGUUCUCCAGAAGCAAGUCGGCUUUGCCAACUUACCAGCUGAGAUGCAGCAUUUUACAGUAGACCCACAGAUAAAGACAAUCUUUCCAUCUCAUGGCUCAGUUUGUGGUGGGCAGUUGCUCACGAUAUCUGGCCACUCUCUAAAAUCUUGGACAAAUUCUACUUGGGUAUAUGUGACAGGCAACUUCACUUGUGAGAUCCAAAGCUCAAAUGACAACAGUAUAAUCUGUGCUCUUUCUCCAAGUGAUCCCCUUUCGGACGAUCAGCAGUUGCCUGAUAUACCCCAAGCUCUUAAUAUCACAGUGAAUGUCAAUGGAAUGUAUAGCCGUUGCCUAGGAGACUGCUCAUUCCAUCUUCUUGGAAACAAGACUCUUGUUAUUGAUGCUGUCACUGUGAGGUUCAGUGGGACCUUAAUCGACUUGUUAAUCAGAAUUCAAAAAUUAGUUUGGGCAGUGGAUGAAAUCCUUAUAGAGGUGGAUGGACAUCUCCCUUGCAAUAUAACUUCUUUGAACAAAACCAGUAUUGAAUGCCAGACGGGCAGCCUUGAUGCCAAAGAACAUAGCAUUUCAGUAUUCAGCAGAAGCUGGGGAGGAGCCUGCCUGAGACAGAAAGGCUCCAAUAUCUUCAGAGUCACUCCUGAUGUGCUCCAUCUUUACCCCCAGAAUUUCAGUAUUAAUGGUGGCGGCCUCCUCACCUUAGAAGGUGCAGCACUGCAAGGCAGGAGCAGCACUUCAGUUCUCAUAGGAAAUCAGAAAUGUCUCCUCACCAAAGUCAAAUACUGGUCACUUCAGUGCCUUGUGCCUUCGGGCAAAGGGUCUGCAAUCGUGGGGCUUGACAUAGACAAUGUGUCAUAUCCUGCUGGGGAAAUAAGCUACAGUGAAGAAUUCACCCCAGUUUUCCUCUCCCUUCUGCCUUCCACAGGCCAGUUUCUGACAAUAAUGGUUUCAAAGGCUAGGCAAACAGAAGACAUGUUUGUUUUCAUUGGAGGCACUUCCUGUGCCAAUGUUACUAGCAAUGGUACCAGUUUGCAAUGUGUGCUUCCUCAGCUUCCCACUGGAGAAUAUAAUGUGACAGGUGGAAAUGUGCAGAGAGGCUGGGCUUUCUCAACUUUGGUGUUCACUUCUGUGCUGACAGUUACCUCGGUGAAAAACAGCCAUAGCAACCUUGAAGGAGGAGAAUUAUAUAUACAUGGAAAUGGAUUUUCUCCAGGAAAUACCUCAGUUGCCAUCUGUGGCUCUCCUUGCGAAAUGCUGAAUGUGGUCAGCACAACUGAUUUGAGCUGCUUAACGGGGCCCUUGAAUGCCUCCAUAGCGGUUCUCUGUAGUCUGAAGUACUCUGUAGAAGACAGUGGCAAAGACUGCAAGGCAGCUGGCGCAGCACUGAUCCAGUGUGACAUCCAAAUCAAAGCAAAUGCUGAUGUUAUUACAGCGGCCACCCCAUUCCUAUUCCUUUGCGACAGUUUGGCUUAUUCCCCUUCAAGGACUAACAAGGCCUCUAUCAACUCAUCUCAUGUCCAUUUUUCGAGCCUUCUUAUCAGCCCUAAAGUGGAAAGAGAUGAAGUUCUCAUCUAUAAUAGCUCCUGUAACAUUACCAUGGAAACUGAGGCAGAGAUGGAGUGUGAGGGACCUAAUCAGCCAAUUACCGCCAAGAUUACUGAGAUAUGGAAAAACUGGGGCCAGAACACUCAGAACACCUUCCCAAUUGAAUUUUGUGGACGAUGGUCAAAGAACACUACCUGGCUUAAUGGGCACCCACCACAAGAUGGCGAUAACGUCACAGUAGAAAGAGGACAUAUUUUACUAUUGGAUACUAACACAAGCAUUCUUAAUAUGCUUCACCUCAAAGGUGGCAAGCUUGCAUUUAUUGGCCCUGGACCACUAGAACUUCAGGCUCAUUAUAUCCUUGUGUCUGAUGGAGGAGAACUUCAGGUUGGAUCUCCCAAGAGGCCCUUUUGUGGCAUCGCCCGCAUUCAUCUCCAUGGAAGUGCCUAUUCGAAAGAGUUUUUCCCAUAUGGGGCGAAAUUUCUGGCUGUGAGAAAUGGAACCCUUUCCAUGCAUGGUUGUGUCCCAAAAGUGUCAGUCACACACCUGAAAUCAGCAGCACACCCCAAUGAUACAAGGUUGGAUUUAAUGGACUUUGUGGACUGGAAACCUGGAGAUGAAGUUGUUGUAUGUGGAGGAGGUCUUGAAGGUGCUCAAAGGAAAGAGGAAAUUGUUACCAUUAAGGAAGUACAUGGCACAGAACUCUAUAUUACAUCUCCACUAAGGUAUUCUUACACUGUUACUGAGAAGCAGGUUCUUGAAGAGCAUCUUGCUUUUAGAGCUGUUGUGGCAUUGCUGAGUAGGAACUUAGUCAUCCAAGGAAAUGUCACAACUGAAAAAGUUUCCCACCUGCAACUCUGUAAAGCAGCAAUUAUUUCAGGAGACAACUCAGAAUGCCUCUAUAAGAGAAGUGAGAGAAAACUUGGAUCUCAGAACAUGGGGGGUAUUGUCAUUGUGGAGUCCUAUUAUGGUGAAGAGAGUCUGCUACAUUUGACAGGUGUACGGUUCUAUCAUGUAGGACAAGUGUUCCAAAAGCAUCUCAGUGCACUGACUAUUGCUGGAAAUGCUCAAAUGACUAAAUCUUACAUUCAGCAUUGUGCUGUGUUGGAUUCUUUUGCUCAGGGAGUUAGCCUAUCAGGAAUAUCAGAUUUCAGGAUUGAAAAUAACACUUUUUACAACAUUAUGGGCCAUGGAAUUAAAAUAGGAGAGCGGCAAGGUCGAAAUAAUAAAAUACGGCAUAAUACAGUUAUUGGGCUAGUGGGCGCAGAUGGUCUUUCCAAUACUGAAGUUCUAUCACCAGCUGGAAUAUAUAUCCAGGCUCCUGAUAAUUUCAUAGAGAGUAACACAGUGUGUGGUGCUGGACAUGGUUACUUGUUUCACCUUCCCCCUUCAAGAUUAAGAGAACCAGUGAUGUCCUUCAGUAAUAAUGUAGCAUAUUCGUGCUCUAGGUAUGGACUCCUAAUACAUCCAGCAUAUCACCCUCAAAGGGGAAGCAUUACAGAACCUGUUAUAUUCCAAAAGUUUAGUGCCUGGAAGUGCAAAGGUGGAGUUAAGAUUAUUAGCACCAGCAACCUUCAGCUUUGGAACUUCCACAUCUCUUCCUGCAAAGAUUUUGGAAUCAACAUUGUGGAAAGUCUUGGAAACACUUCUGUUGCCAACAGUGUACUAAUUGGCCACUCCCAUGAAAAGGAUGGAAGCUGUAUGUUGACAGGGCUGAAAACUCCUCAAAAGCAUGAACUGCUGAUUUCACAUAUAACCUUUAUGAACUUUGAGAGUCACAACUGCACUGCAAUUACUACCUGUUCAGGCUGCUACCAAGGUCAGGGUGGCUUUACUGUAAGAACAGAACAAGUGCUCUUCCUCAAUGCCCCAAACUGGCUAUCAUUUCCAUAUCCUCACUGCACUAUCCUCAAAGAUCUAGAUGGCUCUCUCACAGGACAACAGGGAAGUCACCUCCUUCCUUCUUCAGAUAUACUUCCAGAUUCCUGUAGGACAAUUGUCAAUGCCAGUCAAGCUAUCAAUGCCAGUUGUUGUUUUGAAAAUGUUACUUUUCAUCGUAUGUCUAUUGGCCUAAAGUCCCCAAUCUUUCCUUCUAAUUUAACAGUAAUUGAUAGUCGCAAUAAGGUGAUCACUGUUAAUUAUGUGCCUGACACUUUAUCAAAUGCCAAUGGCUGGAUGAUUCUUCUUUUGGAUCAGGAAAUUUACACUUUAUCAUUCAGCAGUCCUCUGCUUCAAGGAAAUUUGCAGUACAUAGCUACAUUUGAUAACUUCACUGCUGGCAAUUACUUAUUGUUGGAGCAUGAAGGAUUGCCAACCCAUGUUCAAGUUACACUGCUUUGUGGAAAAAGGCAAGGGUCAGUACUCCAGGCCUUUCCUUCCCCUGGACAGCACAAGGCCUGCGACUGGUUUUUCAACAGGAAAACGAAAAAGUUAACCUAUUUAGUUACAGGAAGAGGCAUGAUCCAAGUGACAUUCAAAGUUGAAGACACGUUCCCUUUACCAGAGCCAGAUCCAGUUCCUUCGUUUUCUCUUCCUAUUUUCAGAUGGUCCCUUGCUGAGUCUUGGAAUGAUGUGACAAAGGGCUGGGGCGGCUACAAUAAAAGUAUACCAUCAGCUGAUGAAGAUGUUAUCAUUUUACCAAACAGAAUCAUCUUGGUCGAUAUGAAACUUCCGCCCCUGCGAGGUCUUUAUGUCCAGGGCACACUGGAUUUCUCAUUAAAUACCAGCCAUGUUCUGAGUGCGGCCUGCAUUGUGAUUGCUGCUGGUGGUGUCCUGAAAGUGGGUACACUGCAGCAUCCAUUAGAAGAAAGGACAAAGGUGCACAUUCUUCUUCGGGCAUCUGAGAGAGUAAACUGUGAUCGAUUAAAAGGAUUGAAUGUUGGUCCUGGAACCAUUGGAGUUUUUGGGAAGCUGCAGAUGCACAGUGCUUACACCAGGAAGUCAUGGACACAUCUUGAAAAUGAUGCUGCACCUGGGAAUGAAAGGGUUAUGGUGCAAGAUCAUUUGGACUGGCAUCAGGGUGACCGUAUUGUUGUCAGUUCCUCCUCUUAUGAACCCCAUCAAGCUGAAAUAAUCACUUUGGAAAAAGUUAACAAGCGUAGCAUUAGGAUCCGUGAACGUCUUCUCCACAGACAUAUUGGGCAUUCCCAUCAAUUAGAAGAUGGUCGAUGGAUUCUCCUGGCUGCAGAGGUUGGACUUCUUACAAGAAACAUUCAGAUCAAGUCUGACACGGCUUGCACUGGAGGGCUUCUGGUGAGACCUUCGGGCUGUGCAAACCGAGAUGCAGGUGUGCUUCAACUUUCAAACGUUGAAAUUUUGAACGUUGGAUCGUCACAGUCUCCAUCAAUUGACAUCACAAAUUCAUCCCUCGAAUCUUUCAUAAUUUCCUCCAGCAUUCACCACAGCUGUGGAGUUGGUAUUCAAGCCCUUGCAAGCAGUGGGCUCUUCCUAUGUGACAAUGUGAUAUUCAAUACCAUUGGGCACGGUAUACAUUUAGAAGGCCGGAAUCAUACACUCAUCAGAAAUCUGGUUGUCUUAAGCAAACAACCAGGGACAUCAAAGUUCUGGGUGGCUGGCAUCAAAACCAAUGCUGUAGAAGGUGUUCUGCUACAUAAUAAUAGUGUGGCUGGUUCAGAACGGAUAGCCUUCCAUAUCAAAGGUCAAGAAUGCUUCUUAGCAGAGGACCUUUGCAGUGACAAUGUGGCUCAUUCAAGUCUUCAUGGGAUUCAUUUAUACAAAGGAGAUGGCUCUCCAGACUGCACCAAAAUCACAGGUUUUUUGUCUUACAAGAACUAUGACUAUGGGAUAAUGUUUCAUCUUGGAGGAAGUAUAGUAGUUGAGAAGGUGAUAUUGGUAGACAAUGUUGUGGGACUCUUGCCAGUACUUUAUGGACCACCUGCUACGCUGCAGUGCAACCAGGACAAACAGCACCUGAAACUCAGAAACUCUGUCCUGGUGGCUACUAGCACUUCCUUUGAUUGCAUCAACGACAGAAUCCAGCCUCUUUCAGCUGAUUUGACAAUUACAGAUCGAGCUCCACGUAAUCCCUGGAGGGGUCGAGUUGGCAUGUUAUGGCCAUCUUUUACCUCUGAUUGUAAUUGGUGGCCUGAUACUCCAUGGCAUAAAAUAAGAAACUAUUCAAUAGUUCCAGGAAUCAUAACUCUACAAGAUAUAACCUUUGAUGGCUUUAGAAAGAGUUGCUAUACUGAUGACCAGGAUAUCUGCAUCAUGACAAAUCCAGGACAUGGAGGCAUCUUGCAUCUGAUCACAUCAGAACAGACCAGAAUGCUCCAUAUCAGUGAACAAAACAUGUUCUAUUUUCAUCCACAGCAAACUAGAGAAAGUGGAUCAAUACCUGACUCAUGUGGUAAUGCGAUAUGCGGGAGCUCAAGGAAAGCUCUUUUCAAAGAUUUGGAUGGAAGUGCCCUGGGAAUGGAUUCACCUGUAUCAGUUUUCCCAAAAUCAGAGCUGGAUUGGGAAGAGCCAUGGCAGGAUGCUGGCAUUUACAGGGAAGAAAGAAAGUGCAUUCUCAAGCCUUCAUCCAAUGUUUAUUUCUGUAAAGAAACUGACCAUGCAAUGGUGUUUUUGGAAAGUAUGGAUACAGAUUUAGAUCACAGGAACUUCUCUCCACCUUUAUUGGUAACUAGUACCUUUGUGGACACUUUCAGUGAAGCCACAUCACAGGGACCUUGCUGCUCCAAAGAACUUUCUUUGAUAUUUUACUCUAUACUGCCAUCAAACAGGCUUUCAAAGAUUUGCUUUGCUGGACCAGUUCCUUGGUCAUUAAGACUCCAUUUCAAUGGUGGUCAUGGUAUUGUCAGGAUACUUUUAGCUAUCUUCUAUGAUGAACCAAGAAGCCUUCAUGUUUUUGUGAACAAGAACUCCAUUCAACCAGUCUUGUUUUUUUCCAGGCUUUUUUGGGAAAAUGCCACAACAGGAACUAAUUACUUCAGUUUUCAGGAGAAUCUUCUGUACGUUGCUGUUCCCUGGGAUGAAUCUAUAGAAAUACAUACCCAUUGUGCCCUUCAUGCUGCUUUCACCAUAGAAGAGAACACUGGAGAGAAAGCUCAGGCAAUGCUUCUUCAACAGUUGGCUAGUUUUUUACAAAUUGGGCAGGAUGAAAUUAGAACAGUCUCCAACACUUCAGGAAAUGAGGACACAUUAAGGAUUAUUGCAGACAAUAGUACAAAGAGGAAAUAUCAGUGUCCCCCAAAGAGGUCAUGUGUACUCACUCAUCAUAGCACCAGCCAACAGAAAACCCAGGGGAGUUUCCAUCCACCCCAUGUAAUACCUGGCUUGAGAGUGCUGAUCCUUGAAAUCAGUGAUCCAUUACACUUCUUAAAAAAUAAGUUUGCUUCCUCAUUUUCAACUGUCAGGUUAAACAGUUUGGCCAGUACACUUAUUGAUGCCCAACAAACUGGGGCACUUCAGCAUGUUCUCAGAUUGCCAGUUGAUACUCUGGUGGUGAUGGUUUCCUCAGCUCCAGUUCCAGCAAAAGAAAAUCCUAGAAAUGGAAGUAGCCCAACUUCAUGGAGUUGCCUCUAUGUCCGUCCUUACAGCAUCUCUGUCUGGAUUCAACCAUCUAAUGGAAUGGUGGAAAGCCCACUGCUAAGGCAACCACAAAUUAUUUUUCUGGACAAACAGGGGCUGAGAAUUGUGUCUUUAGGUUUCCCCUCCAAACCAUGGUUUGUGACAGCUUAUCUCAAAAACAAUCCAGAAAUUAUGCUGAAAGGUAACACAAGAGUAGAGGUCCAAGAUGGACAGGCUAGCUUUCAGAAUUUGAUUGUGUCCAGCUCUUGCUCAGACUGCCACCUCAUUUUCAGAGUUACUUCUCCUCCAGGAGCUGCCUUAUCUGUUGAAUCAGAUUCUUUUACUGUUUCCCCUAUUGCUGUGUCAGAAAAAUCCGCCAUUAUCUUUACUGCUGUCCUGUGUUCAAUAGCCUCCAUGCUUGUUUUGGGAUUUGCUGUUAUUUGUUGGCUCAGGAAAAGUAAGAAAAAAAAAAGCAUGCUCGGACAAACUCUGAAGAAUAAAAAAUGCUCCCAAACACAGGAAAAUCAAGCAAAUUUCGCUAUCCAUCAGUACUGUGUUGGAAAAGAAAAUGAACAUUCCACUUCUGUGAGAGAAGAUAUAAAACUGUGUGGAGAACUUACAAAUACAGAAAAGCCAUUAAAGAAGUUGCAUCAAGAAACAUUGAACAGCAUAUCAGCAGGAGCAGCAAAUGAAAUCAAACAAGGCCAUUGGCUCAAUAAAAGGAAAUCAGCCAGGGAUUCUCUGGAGCUUCAGGAACUUGGCAUCAAGGAGCUUAAUGAAUGGAAGAAGACCAAACAGCAUAUCUUUGACUAUGUUCAGUACAAAGAAAUGAAAGGAGAGCAACUCAUAGAUGAAAAAUAUAAAAGACACACAGAGAUGCCUAUGACAAGGUCUGAAGAAGAUGUGAGGGGAAAACAGGAAGUUACAGUACCAUAAUAUCCAAAUGUUCCUGAGGAUUUGACUGCUUUUGGAAUUUCUCAUUGUUAAUGCAAUUGUACAUUUUGAGACACAGAAAGUGGAGACUUGCUUAAGUUUUAGAGAGAAAUUAAGAGCUAUAAACCAUGAACAAGCAGUACUCCUAUGAACUGCUUCUAGCACAAGUCACUGAAGAUGGUUGCAAUGCUGAUUUUGCUAUCUCAUGAUCAUUGUCAUUCCUCUUACUGAUUUUAGCCAUAUUGUUAUAUACAGCAGAUAGACAUUGAUUCACAAAAAGCUGGGGCAAUGUAGUGACUUCCCUCACCUUCAGCAUGAAUGGAUGUACAGAAUUUCAAGUGAAGGCUUUGAAUCAUGCCAUGAUUUCUGAUAAAUUAUACUCAGUAAUGUAGCUUUACCAUUCGAUUAUUACUGCAUAUACAUUGUGGUAUUACUGCAAUUUCUACUGAAAAUCAUAUGAGUGUACUUCUGUGUACAUAUAUGCACACAAUUAUGGGUCACAUUUGGUUUACAAAUUACUUUUUAUAACCAAGACAUUUUAGUUACUAUUUUUAUCUGGAAUCAAAGACAUCCAAUCCAUAUUAAGCGUACAUUACAUGCUUAAUUUCUUAAACUGGGUUGCAUUGACAUAAUCACAGUUUCUCAACUGUCUACACACAGCUUGGGAGGUUUGAAGAUCUGAGUCAGAUUUGGGGAAUACAAAUUGCCCAUUGAAUGCCUGAAAGUCCUUCUGCAUCACUGUUUCUAACCCAUAUGUAUGGCAAAGUUGUUUGAUUCAUUAUUUCAAAGGGUUAGCAAGGACUAAGAAUAUGUUGAAUCUGUCAAAUAAAUGAUUG
Candoia aspera is the source of this 12431-nucleotide messenger RNA. It is a transcript of the gene PKHD1, whose product is annotated as PKHD1 ciliary IPT domain containing fibrocystin/polyductin. The transcript is spliced from 59 exons. Lineage: Eukaryota; Metazoa; Chordata; Lepidosauria; Squamata; Candoiidae. The record is from RefSeq and is a predicted model, not a curated record. The coding region runs from base 1 to 11598 and encodes 3865 amino acids.